AUGAAGCUUCAGCUACCAAAAUUCUUGCUAGAUACCUCAAAUCCAGCCGGGUAUUCUGUACGUGUCGUUAUUGACUUUGUCAAUGGAAGCACACGUCUAGUUCGUAAAUGUACGAAGCCAGAUCGUAAGGAAUACAUGAGAAUUCUCAACGCUUGCGGUGUCGGAUUUUUAAUUAUGGGAUUUAUUGGCUAUUUCGUGAAGCUACUCUUCAUUCCCGUUAACAACAUACUCGUCGAUAUGCUUGUUCUUAGAAGUUGA
Theileria equi strain WA is the source of this 258-nucleotide messenger RNA. Its product is annotated as protein translocation complex gamma subunit, putative. Gene Ontology annotation, molecular function: transmembrane protein transporter activity. The transcript has 2 exons. Gene Ontology annotation, biological process: protein targeting; post-translational protein targeting to membrane, translocation. Lineage: Eukaryota; Apicomplexa; Aconoidasida; Piroplasmida; Theileriidae. Gene Ontology annotation, cellular component: membrane; Ssh1 translocon complex. The coding region runs from base 1 to 258 and encodes 85 amino acids. The record is from RefSeq and is a predicted model, not a curated record.